AUGACGAGAAGAACGUUGCUCCGCGGAUGCUUCCAGAUCCUCCUAGCGCUAACCUCCCUAGCCGCGUAUGGGGCAGGAGCACCGCUGGCAGCGGCAGCACGCGGCACAAGCAGGCGCCCCCCACCCCCCUACUUAAAGCCCCCUAUUGAAGUCUUAGGGACCUGCGCGGAUUCAGGUGCGAUCAACAUGACAAUCUCGCCGGUUUUCAUCGGGACCACGUGGCGAGGGUGGGGCACUUCGCUCUCUUGGUUCGCGAACUACGUCGGCGGCUUGCCGAAAAAGCAGCUGAACGCUCUUCUCGACCUGAUUUUCGAACCCACGAAGGGCCUUGGACUGAACAUCGUACGAUACAACAUCGGAGGGGGGCAUAAUAAGAAAUUCAGCCCGCAAUUCUACAACAGUCUCGACGCGUUUUGGAGGGGCAUGCCGGGUUUCAAGCCAACUAAGAACGGACCGUACAAUUGGGGCGCGGAUCAGCGGCAGCGGAAUGUGCUGCUGGGAGCCAAGGCGAGGGGAGCGAAUAUCUUCGAGGCGUUUUCGAACAGCCCGCCGUGGUGGAUGACGUAUACAGGUGACGUGGCAGGUGCGCGUCGGAAAAAGCGGACGAAUCUGCGGCGCGAGUACGAGCGCGCUUUCGCGGACUACCUGACGACGGUCGUUGCUGAGUAUGCGAAACGUUGGGGGGUAACGUUUGAUGCGCUCGAGCCUUUUAACGAAGCGUUAGAAGGUUUCUGGCUGGCCGGGAAGGAGCAUGAAGGCUGCUCCUUCAAACCACCCGAAAUGAGUCGUGUCAUCAAAUACACUUCAGACUCGCUUAAAUCGAAGGGCCUCAAAACGAAGCUGGUUGGCGUGGAUAGCUGGUACGGAGAUACAGCGAACCUUCCUCAACUGCUCAACCACGAGCUAUUAACGAGGAUAAACGUUCACGGAUACGUGAAUAGGUACGAAGACGGGAGCGCGGCUUCAUCUUACGAGCAAAAAUUCGGCAGUAUUCGCGACGUCGGAAAGAUGCUUGGGAAGGAGAUCUGGGUUAGCGAAGCGGGACCGUUGAGCAAAGUAGGAAGCUUCUGGGACCUCUCACUCUACAUGGCUCGAAAUGUCAUCGAGAGCGUCAAUAUCAUGGAGGCCUCGGUGUAUUCCAUCUGGCAGGCAUACGAUUUCUACGAUCGCUGGUCGUUCAUCCUCUUUCCGAUGUACAGUCCGCCAUACGAAGGCCGAUUGGAAAUGCCCAAGGUCAACAAGCGGUUCUGGCUAUUCAAGCACUUUACGCUGCUGGCUAAGCCUGGGUCCAAGCCAAUUAGGAUAGGUUCGGACUGUCAGCACGGGAUAAGCGCGUUCUACAACCCUCAGGAGGCGCAACUUACGGUGUUUAUGGUGAAUCAGGAGGCUGGGGACCGACGAGUGACUCUCAGUUUGGACGGAUUCAAGACAAAUGUGAUGGGGAGCACCAGCGUGGUUAUUAGGAGAACAACCGCCUUCACGAAUUUUAGCAAAAAGGUGUUCGCGCGGUUCAAGGGGAUUGCGCGGGUCACAAUGUGGGGACAGACCUUCGUUUCUAUCACAUUCACCAAUGUGGCAUACUAG
Closterium sp. Yama58-4 is the source of this 1584-nucleotide messenger RNA. NCBI's taxonomy places the organism in Eukaryota, Viridiplantae, Streptophyta, Zygnematophyceae, Desmidiales, Closteriaceae. The record is from the annotation of a GenBank genome assembly.